Messenger RNA from Onthophagus taurus, 1733 nucleotides. It is a transcript of the gene mbt, whose product is annotated as serine/threonine-protein kinase PAK mbt. Gene Ontology annotation, biological process: protein phosphorylation. NCBI's taxonomy places the organism in Eukaryota, Metazoa, Arthropoda, Insecta, Coleoptera, Scarabaeidae. Gene Ontology annotation, molecular function: ATP binding; protein serine/threonine kinase activity. The record is from RefSeq and is a predicted model, not a curated record.
AUGUUCUCAAAAAAGAAAAAGAAACCUCAGAUUUCUUCGCCAACCAAUUUUGAGCACCGAGUCCAUACUGGUUUUGAUAAACGCGAAGGACGUUACACAGGUUUACCAUUACAAUGGGCCUCAAUUGUUGGAAAUAAUCAGAUUUUAAAGAGCACUAAUCGCCCACUUCCUUUAGUUGAUCCAUCUGAAAUAACCCCAACUGAAAUUCUUGAUUUAAAAACUAUAGUUCGGGGAGAUCACAAAUCUGAAAAUCGUCUAUCUUUAAAUCAACAACAAACGAAACAACUAAACUCCAACGGAAUCGUUCUUCCUAAAACAUCAAAUGUUGCUCGAUCAAACUCAUUACGAUCUUCCAGUCCUCCAAGAUUACGCAGAGAUAACAGACACACCAAUGUACCUCCUUCAGUUCCCGAAGAACAAAUUCUGCAAUACCCAUCGAUGCGUAGAGAUCCCAGCAUCAGUAAGCCUCAAGUUGUUAGAGAUGGAUCCCCUGCAGAACGUUCUAUAAGUAACCAUGAGAUACAAACUUCCCACAUCAACGGAAACGUCCAAGACAACUUUGGUUUUCCCCCAAAUAAAGAUCCAAACCAAAUUUCACCAGCUGGAUCGAUGAGUUCUGUUCCCCCCAUGGGAUUAUCACAUUUAGGGAAUCAUUCUCAUGCAACCGGUUCACAUCAAAGUUUGCAACACGCCGGAUAUCCACCAAGACCGGAUCAAAAUCAAAAUGUGAAGAAUGGUGGUGGGAACGGGGGGAAUGUUGCUACUUCUUCAGCUGCUAGUGCUAAUAAACAUCAUGAACAACGCCUUACUCAUGAACAAUUUCGAGCUGCUUUACAAAUGGUUGUAUCACCACGAGAUCCUCGAGAAAAUCUCGAACAAUUCGUAAAAAUCGGCGAAGGAUCAACAGGAACGGUAUGCAUAGCUCGAGAAUGUAAUACGGGUCGACAAGUUGCUGUUAAAAAAAUGGAUUUACGCAAACAACAAAGAAGAGAACUCCUUUUUAACGAAGUGGUUAUAAUGCGGGAUUAUCAUCACCCAAACAUUGUUGAAAUGUUUGAUAGUUACUUGGUUAAUGAUGAAUUAUGGGUGGUUAUGGAAUUUUUAGAAGGAGGCGCUUUAACGGAUAUUGUAACACAUUCGAGGAUGGACGAAGAACAAAUAGCAACUGUUUGCAAACAAUGUUUAAAAGCAUUAGCUUAUUUACAUUCACAAGGGGUGAUUCAUCGAGAUAUUAAGUCAGAUUCGAUUUUAUUAGCGCCUGAUGGAAGAGUUAAGCUUUCAGAUUUUGGUUUUUGCGCCCAAGUUUCUCAAGAACUUCCAAAACGAAAAUCUUUAGUUGGGACACCGUAUUGGAUGAGUCCAGAAGUGAUUAGUCGACUUCCUUAUGGUCCUGAGGUGGAUAUUUGGUCGUUGGGUAUUAUGGUGAUUGAAAUGGUUGAUGGAGAACCUCCCUUUUUCAAUGAACCACCUUUGCAAGCUAUGAGGAGAAUCCGAGAGAUGCCCCCGCCGAAAUUAAAGAAUGCUCAUAAAGUUUCACCGCGUUUACAAGGAUUUUUGGAUCGAAUGUUAGUGAGGGAUCCCGCUCAACGAGCGACAGCCGCCGAAUUAUUACAACAUCCAUUUUUGAGAUUAGCCGGGCCACCAGCUUUGUUAGUGCCUUUAAUGCGUGGUGCGAAACAUUCAACUUAUUAAUUAAAUAAUUAAUUAAUUUGUUUUUUUUUUUUUUUAAUUUU